AUGAGUCGCCUCAUGCUGCGAGGCAUUCAGUGCUACGGCUGCCGCAGCCAUGUAAUUCAAUCUUUUCUCGCAAUUGCGGACAUUACUUUUCCCGCGCCUUUGUACCACAAACCGUUCGUUCGAACUCAGCCUCAGCACCAGAGCAGCUUCUCGUCGCUACGCAGUCCGCCCGUGCGUGGACAGUCUGCGGCUCAUAGCGUUGCCUCCAGGGAGCCGUCGGAUGACAAUGGCAGCGAGCAACAGCUCGACGCCGCACCGCAGUCAGCAGAGCAUGUACCCUGGUAUUUAAAAGAAGAAACAGCAGAGGCGCCACCUCACCCCCUGAGGCAGCGCCAGGAGAUACCGCCAUUGCCAGACAACCCUCCACCGAUACUCGAGGGGCUCUUGCAGCACAUCUCGAUGGACAUUGGCCUCGAUGAUCUUUCAUUGCUAGACCUCCGCGGUCGCGAGCCUCCACCAGCGCUUGGAGCAAACUUGGUGAUGAUCUUUGGAACUGCUCGAAGUAUUAAACACCUUAACGUUGCCGCCGAUCGCUUAUGCCGCUGGUUGAGGAGCACUCAUAAGCUCCAUCCCACUGCAGAUGGCCUCUUGGGUAGAAACGAGCUGAAGAUCAAGCUUCGGAGAAAGGCUCGCCGAGCAAAGCUAGCAAGCAAUUCGGGAACGCCUUAUGAAGACAAGGAUGAUGGCAUCACAACUGGAUGGAUAUGUGUAAAUGUCGGUUCUGUUGAAAAUGGAAAACAACGUGUUACUACUCAGAAGCGCGAUUUCGUGGGAUUCGGAAAUACCGUGGAAAGCGCCCGCAUUGUGGUACAGAUCCUGACUGAGGAAAGGAGAGCUGAGCUUGAUCUUGAAGGCCUUUGGAGUGGUAAUUUUCCUCCGCGCUCUGCCAGCGAAAUAAGGGCUUUCGAGCACCAGUUUGAAGCCUUUGCUGAGAAAGUAGCCAUUGGCACGUCAAAUGGGCCCAACCCCACCUAUCGCGAAUCCAAGACUGUACACGGAGCUCCACCAGGCACGGACCAUGGGCAGAGGAGAGGUAUUCACACGAGCCGUUGUGUACAGCAGAUCAGUGUUGAUGCAACUGUACUUGACCCUGGCCUUGUACCACGACAGGGGGACGAUCCUCUGGGCCCUAUUCCGACUGGUCCUACCAGAUCCUCAAAACCACUAUCGCCUGAUAUUGUCUCAUUAUUCCAACAUUUAGUUAAACUUCCAAGGGACGAAGCACUUCGAGAACUUGGGUCUGGCCCUGAGGAUAAGAGUUCUACGCUCUUCCUCCGCCUAUUCCACCAAGCUUUAUCAAAUAUCAGUCAAGAUUCUAACGACCACAUUCUAGCAAAACUAGAAUUGUCGCGUCUUGCUGUUAAACUACAACACCCUAAGUAUAGCAAGACGAAUCUAUUCGAUGCCUUCAAAGAUCUAGCUGCUUCUGGUAGUGACAUACCAGAGAUAAUAGCACUGAAGACAGUGAAAGCUUUACUUUCAUUUACUGAAAACGAGAGUGAUAUGGCUAAUGCCGUGAAACGGGUUUCCAGAACUGACAUUGACUUCGCGUUGAAAGUCCUCAACCAUAUGAGCCUACGUGGGAUGGACAUUUUGAGCCGUGAAGUGUUCUCGAUGCUUUAUGCGGCUUCUGGUUUCCAGGUUCCGGUGCGCCCCAUGAAAGAACACAAUAACCCCAACUCUAUCGAGGUUGAAACGUCCAUACCUGUCACUGCGGAGGAAUUUGAUGAGGUGCGCCUUGUCCAGGACCGCUUACGCAAAAUCAUGCACGCUUUCGACGUUAAGUUUGGCCCCGAACAGUUUCUGAGCUUGCUCCGAUUCCAUUUCCACCAUGGUAAUUACGAUCAGUUCUGGGCAAUAUGGCGAAAAAUGUCUCUGCUUCAGCUCCCCCGGUCAAAAGAGUUUUACGUAUUGCUGUUCCGUCUACAUGCUGAAAGAGGGCACCAAGCAAAGACAUCCGAAUGCUUGUCGUCGUGGAUCCCAAUGAUGGCAAGAGAGGAGCCGCCUGUUCGGAUAGACGCUGAACUUGCGCGUGUGAUCAUGGCUUGCUUACUUGUAGCCGAUCCGUCCAUUAAGACACGAGCCGAUUCUGGAGACCGCAGCGAGUAUUCAAACCUGUGGAGUCGAUGCUGGGAGCUUGUGGCCGCCAGCAAAGCGGCUCAGGCCUGA
Messenger RNA from Ophidiomyces ophidiicola, 2169 nucleotides. RefSeq names its product ATPase synthesis protein 25, mitochondrial (gene atp25). Gene Ontology annotation, biological process: mitochondrial gene expression; mitochondrial proton-transporting ATP synthase complex assembly; mRNA stabilization. The record is from RefSeq and is a predicted model, not a curated record. Gene Ontology annotation, cellular component: mitochondrion. NCBI's taxonomy places the organism in Eukaryota, Fungi, Ascomycota, Eurotiomycetes, Onygenales, Onygenaceae. The transcript has a single exon. Bases 1 to 2169 code for a protein of 722 amino acids.